AUGCUGACUACCACUCAGCCCAAGUCCAGUGUACUGUGUAGGCCUUCAUCAACUUCGUUUGAUCUGCAUUCCAUCCGUACAGAGCAACGGCGUUCAACCCAUGUUGUAUCCGCAAAAGCAUCGGUGAGACAGAGGAUCCCUCCGAAAUCAUGGGAUAGCCAUAUGCAUGUUGUGGAAUCUGAGCGAUUUCCUGUCUCUUCGACGGCGGUAUACAAACCGAAGCCACAUACGCUAGCCGAAGCGCUCGCCUUCGAGUCUGAGCUGGGCAUUGAGAAUCUUGUCUUUGUGCAGCCGUCAAUUUAUGGAUCGGAUAAUUCUUGUUUGUUAGAAGCCUUGCAAAAACUGGGACCAUCCCGUGGCAGAGGAGUUGUCGUGGUUGAUCCUGCCACCAUUGAACCGGAGACAUUGGACGAAUGCCAUGCCCUUGGAGUCCGUGGACUGAGGAUCAACCUCCAGUCUACAAGGAAAAUGAUGGAUAAGCAUGAGCUGGAAGAAACAUUACUCCAGCAUGCUGAACUUGCCCGGCCUCGCAACUUGAUUAUCGAGGCCUAUCUCCCUCUCGGGAUGAUCUCAAUGCUCGAAUCGAUUGUUCCACAAUUAGGCGUGCGAAUCUGCAUCGACCAUUUUGGCAGUCCUGACCUCUCAUUGUGGGUUGGAGAUAUGUCAUCGUUCAACCCUUACAGUCUGGAUGGGUUCUCAUCUUUAAUAUCUCUGCUUCGUGGUGGGAACACAUAUGUCAAGGUAUCUGCGCCGUAUCGCUUCAGCAAAGACCACCAGCUGCGUGAUCUUCAGGCCAUGGCUCGCGAGUUGCUGUCUGUUGCACCUGAUCGGGCGAUCUAUGCAACUGAUUGGCCACAUACCCGAUUCUCCGGAGUUGAUAUCAGUCCAUUUACUGAAUGUUGCUUAGACCUAUGUGAAACUAGACCAGGGCUUGCGGAGCGCCUCUUUCGGAAGAAUACCGAGGAAAUGCUCGGUGUGGAGUGCGCUUAG
This is a messenger RNA of Penicillium paradoxum, 990 nucleotides long. RefSeq names its product putative TIM barrel metal-dependent hydrolase. The transcript has a single exon. The record is from RefSeq and is a predicted model, not a curated record. Gene Ontology annotation, molecular function: hydrolase activity. Bases 1 to 990 code for a protein of 329 amino acids. NCBI's taxonomy places the organism in Eukaryota, Fungi, Ascomycota, Eurotiomycetes, Eurotiales, Aspergillaceae.